Canis lupus familiaris (dog) is the source of this 1006-nucleotide messenger RNA. RefSeq names its product enkurin domain-containing protein 1-like. The record is from RefSeq and is a predicted model, not a curated record. Gene Ontology annotation, cellular component: cytoplasmic microtubule. NCBI's taxonomy places the organism in Eukaryota, Metazoa, Chordata, Mammalia, Carnivora, Canidae. The transcript has a single exon. Bases 56 to 991 code for a protein of 311 amino acids.
GGAACCGCGGCGCCCAGCAGGCCUCGGCGCACCGUUGCAGGGCAGCGAAGGCGGUAUGUGCGACGGCCCGCCCCGCAUCUCGGGGCCCAUCCCUCCAGACCCUACGCUCUGCCCUGACUACUACCGGCGGCCGGCCUCGGCCCUAGGUCGCCUUGAGGGAAACGCGCUGAAGCUGCACCUGCUGACAUCGGACCUUGACUUGGACGCCACCCCUCCGCGCGGCCCGCGCAUGAAUCCCGGAGCCAGAGAGAUUCUGGAGCGUGGCCGGAGUGGCGUCGGGGGCAUGCUGCUGCAGCUCAGGGGCAUCUCCCUAGGCCCAGGAGCCUCUCCCAAGAGGAAGGACCCUAAAGACCAUGAGAAGGAAAACCUGAAGCGGAUCAGGGAGAUCCAGAGGCGUUUCCCGGAGCAGGAGCACAGCCGGGAGCAGGGCCAGCCCAGGCCCCUGAAGGCUCUGUGGCGCUCGCCCAAAUAUGAUAAAGUGGAGUCCCGGGUCAAGGCCCAGCUGCAGGAGCCCAGACCUGCAUCUGGAACAGAGCCUGCCCACUUCCUGCGGGCACACUCCCGCUGCGGCCCUGGGCUCCCACCCCCUCGUGUCCCCAGUCCUCAACUAACCCCAGCAGGCCCCAGUGCUAAGGGGCCAAGCCUGGGUGUGGACUUCAUUAGCCACAAUGCCCGCGCUGCCAAGAGGGCCCCCCGGGGGCAUUCCCGCUCACUGCAGGUCCUGGCACAAGUGCUAGAGCAGCAACGGCAAGCCCAAGAGCACUACAACGCCACGCAGAAGGGCCAUGUGCCCCAUUACUUGUUGGAACGCAGAGAUCUGUGGCGACGGGAGGCUGAGGCCUGCCAGCAUAGUCAGCCGGACCCUGCCAUGCCCCCUGGCCACACUCGCAUGCCGGAGAACCAGCGGCUAGAGACACUGAGCAAUCUGCUCCAGAGCCAGAGCCAGUUGCUACGUGAGCUAGUGCUGCUGCCUGCUGGGGCCGAGGGCUGAAGGCCCAGGGCCAUA